UUGAUGAAGAAGAGCUAAGAAUAAGCUAAGAAUAUGUCGGCAUUCUCUGCAGCAAUCGUUCUCUUUGCGUCCAUUUCUACUGUUUUCGCUGACGGGAAAAUGGCACUCAGUGGCGACAAAUACGUCGUUGAAUGGAAGCAUUUGCCAGCAACUCAAGAAAUACAGUUCAAUGUUACUGUGAAAAUAACGUCUGGUUGGGUUGGUUUGGGAAUAUCGAAGGAAAAUAGUGGUAUGAAAAAUCUUGAUGUCUACGUUGGCACUGUUCAGGAUAAGUCGAUAAAAGAUAUGUAUUCUGCCAGUGCAGGUAAGCCAUCUGAAUCUGGUGAUACAAAUAGUAUUACGAAACUGUCUUUCACUACGGACGGUGGCCAGAGCAACCUUGUAUUCAAACGAAAGCUAGAUACUGGGGACUCACAGAAGGACGUUAACAUCGCGUCUGAAGAGAAAUACUACUUCGCCUGGGCUUACAACGUGCAGGCUGGGUUUCUAAAGCACUUGAAUUCAGACAGAGGCUACAGUAGCCUUGUCAUGCUUGUGAACACUACAGCAUCCCCAACUCAAUCGAUGUCAUCAGUAUCAUCUACUAUGUUGAAUAAUAUGACGACCACAAUGCAAACAACCACAACGGACACCGGAGCAUGCGCACAACUGUCCUCGAUUCUGUUGUUGUUGUCAAUGUUUGUGGCAAUUUUUGUUCGCUAAGUCAGCCUCAUGGAAAAACUUCUUAACCGAGAUUGCAUAACUUAAACUUCUUAAUGUUAUUCUAAAGGUUUUUUUUUUAAAUGCUGAAUUCUUAUUAGAAGAUGCAAAACUCUUUAUAAUUUUGUCGUGUAACUGAUAUAACCUGUAUAAUCAUAAUGAAAUUUUUAAAAAAAAGGAGAAAUCAGCUCUUUCCUAUAAUUGAGCACAGUCAUCCUCUGUCAGAUUUAGACAGGAGGCCCAAAAGUAAAAAGAAGAAAGGAUAUGAAGAACGUAAGAGGAGGCAUUCAAUUGUUAAUGUAGUGUUAAAAAUAUAAUUAAUUAUAAGCCACUUUAAAUUUCACGCAUUAAAAAUUGUUCAUCAAAUGAAAAAUUAGUUUGAAUUUCCGUAUAUUAAACUUUCAACGGGAAAAUAUAUAUUCCAAAUUUCCAAACUUUCCAGUGAAUCGCUUUCACCCAUCGUCCUUGGAUUAAAAACAUUAUAAAUCUAUUGUUUUUUAUUUAUUUUUGUUUUACUCCUUUAUUAAAAGAUCUAUACCAACU
Messenger RNA from Exaiptasia diaphana, 1242 nucleotides. RefSeq lists its product as uncharacterized. The coding region runs from base 34 to 702 and encodes 222 amino acids. Gene Ontology annotation, biological process: octopamine biosynthetic process; dopamine catabolic process; norepinephrine biosynthetic process. The transcript is spliced from 4 exons. Gene Ontology annotation, molecular function: dopamine beta-monooxygenase activity. Gene Ontology annotation, cellular component: secretory granule membrane. Lineage: Eukaryota; Metazoa; Cnidaria; Anthozoa; Actiniaria; Aiptasiidae. The record is from RefSeq and is a predicted model, not a curated record.